Molecule: messenger RNA, 1138 nt
Organism: Musca domestica (house fly)
Lineage: Eukaryota; Metazoa; Arthropoda; Insecta; Diptera; Muscidae
Product: protein tantalus
Exons: 2
Coding region: 84-1091 (335 amino acids)
Source: RefSeq, a predicted model, not a curated record
AUAACACUGUGUUAUCGAACAGGUGUUUACUUGUUCCUUCCAUCUCUACGCUCUCUCAAUAUAACAAAAAAAAAAAGCUAUGUAUGAUGGAAGGAAUUGUUUGUGGAAUUGCAAAUAUUAAUUUUAAACAAAACACUGGAAAUUAUUCUGACGAAAAUUGUAUACCCAAUUUUAUGCAAAAUAACGAAGAGACAACGAAAAUGGCGCUGAUUUGCGCUGCUGAGCAAGCGUCGUCUACUUCCUUUAAUCCUCACCAACAGCCAGACGAAGAUGAGUGCAGUAACGAUGAAGAGGAGGACAAUGACGUCCCAGAUGUCGGUCGAAAUAGAAAAAAUGCCCGUUUACGACGGAACAGUAUUGGAGCAACAUUUGCCGAACGGCGCCAGAUGCCUUCGCGGAGCUCCAAAGAAAAUCACAGCAGUAUUAAAAGACGUACCAUUAUGAAACCUGCCCGACACACUAGUUCGUUGAACAAAGACUUUGGAAAUCUGAAACCUGCCGAAAUUAAGAAAAUCUAUUUAAACAAAAAGAUAACCAACUUCAGACCAGCUAGUUUGGAGACAAUAUUUGAGGAACCAGAUCCAAGUUGCGGUGGUGAUGGUGACAACAACACCGAUGGUACUGGAGAAUAUGAACAGGUGCGUUUUAUUGGAGCACGCAAGCUGAGACGUGUCUUGGCCUGCAGCGAUGGCUUUGUUUUCAACAAGGCAUUGAUCAAAAAGCGAAGAGCCAAAAUAAAGAAAGCCUUCGGCCGUCGUCUAUCCUUGAAGAAAAUCUCAUUGGAAGACUUCCUGGUCAAGCUUAACAAUAGCAUGGAAGAUGACGAAGAGGGGGAUAAUAGUGAAAGUAGUUGUAAAACACCACAGGAAAUGGAAGGUGCUGCUCCUGCUGCCAUGCAAUUUUGUAUUCCUGAAAAUAAUCUAGAGACUGACGCCAUGGACGCAAUGCCCAUAGUAACAACAACAACAACAACAACACCAACACAACCAACAACAUCAAGUGCCUCGGCAAAUGAUGUGAAUGCAUUUAGUUUUAUGCCACAACAAAUGGCUUCAUCAAGUUUUUUACCAAACACCGGCAUUUUACCCUAGAACUAGUUAUUGAAUAGAUGAUUAUACCUAUUUUUCAUUGUUUCAAA